Molecule: messenger RNA, 636 nt
Organism: Rotaria sp. Silwood2
Lineage: Eukaryota; Metazoa; Rotifera; Eurotatoria; Philodinida; Philodinidae
Source: the annotation of a GenBank genome assembly
AUGAAUAUUAAUCGUCUAGGUGAAGGAAUGAUGGAAGAAAGUGGUGAUCGACUACUCAAUACAUUUCGAAGUCCAUUUUGGCUUGAUGAAAGCCACUGGUUUGUUCAAUGUGAUGGGAAUCCAGACACGGGUGUUCUUUCUCUUUACAUUUUACCGUAUGCAUUCAACGAGAGUGACGUCAGAGAUUCAUUACUCGAGAAGUCCACCUGUUCUGAGUGGAAGAACAAACGAUCAUAUAAUCGUGUACGUCAACUAACAUACAGUGUUUCGUCUUCAACACGUUCCCAACUACCUAAUAGACAACUUUACAAUUUAGAAAAACUUCGUAUACGAUUCCCUGUCAGUGACCAUUUCUGGGCAAUGGUUCUGACUUUUGAUCGCUUAACUUGGUUCGAAAUAAUACUGAGUAACGAGAGUCAAGAAUGUACAAAUGAGUUUGAAUUCUUACUGUCUCGUGCAUCUCGUAUACCAUUACUAGCUAUCCAGAAGAUGAAUUGGAGAGACGAUCCUUUACAAAAUCUACCAUUAGAAGCCUGGAAUGCAUUGAUAAAACAGAUCAAUCUAUCAGCACAGGAUUCAUGCGAUGAACAACAAUGUGUGAGAUUAAGUCGUUCCUCUCUUUCUUUUAUAUUGUGA